This is a messenger RNA of Sphenostylis stenocarpa, 525 nucleotides long. NCBI's taxonomy places the organism in Eukaryota, Viridiplantae, Streptophyta, Magnoliopsida, Fabales, Fabaceae. The record is from the annotation of a GenBank genome assembly.
AUGGAAGGUUGGGACCCGAACACGAAGUCGACGUUGACACAGAUCCCUUUGCUAACGACGAAGGCGGGUCCUCGAGACGGCGCAGCAUGGACGCAGAGGUUGAAGGAGGAGUACAAGGCUCUCAUAGCCUACACGCAGAUGAACAAGUCCAACGACAACGAUUGGUUCCGCAUCUCCGCCGCCAAUCCCGAAGGCACUCGUUGGACCGGUAAAUGCUGGUACGUCUACAACCUGCUCAAGUACGAAUUCGACCUCCAAUUCGAUAUCCCCGUCACUUACCCUUCCACCGCCCCCGAACUCGAACUCCCUCAAUUGGAUGGAAAGACCCAAAAGAUGUACAGGGGUGGAAAAAUCUGCCUGACUGUGCACUUCAAGCCGCUCUGGGCCAAAAAUUGCCCUAGAUUUGGUAUUGCUCAUGCACUUUGCUUGGGUCUUGCACCAUGGCUUGCAGCAGAGGUUCCCAUUCUUGUAGAUUCUGGUAUGAUUAAGCACAAAGACGACGCAACAACAUCAACUGAAUCUUAG